Microbotryum saponariae is the source of this 1297-nucleotide messenger RNA. Lineage: Eukaryota; Fungi; Basidiomycota; Microbotryomycetes; Microbotryales; Microbotryaceae. The record is from the annotation of a GenBank genome assembly.
AUGGCCUGCCUCCCCUCGUGCUCAACGAUAUUGGUCUACUCGCUAUCGUCGAUCCCGCGCGAACAGGUCGACCAGAUCAUCCAGAGUACGUCUCCCAUACGGCCAGGCACACCUUGAUUUCAAUACUCAGUUCUUGGAACCCACUCUCCAGAUCUCAUCCAAGCCGGAGCCAACGCCUCCCUCCCUUCACCCUCCGCGGCGACGACGCACGAUUCGCACCCCACAUCGAGGACCCCCAUACGCGGCCCAAGACCCUGGACGAUCCGAAACAAGUACUACACCUGCGACGUUCAGUUCGUACAUGUUCCUCGAGCCGAGGACGAGGAAGGGAGCAGAGAUGAUCAGGAUCGGUACCAAGUCCAAGGUGAUGAGCCCGCGGUGAUCGUCGUCGCUCCCCCCACCCAAGUACGUUCUUUCCCUUCUCGGGCGGGCGGGUCUGUCCCUCGGAUACACAUCCACCUUACCACCUCUCAUCUUUUUCAAACAGACCCCUCCCACCGACCUCGCGAACGUCCUCUCCUCCCUAGCUGCAAGAGACCCCGAAUUCGACAUCGCCCUUUUGCUCACUUCUUCACCCUCCCCGACCGAUCAAGAUCAAGUCUCCUCACCACCGAACGAUCAAGCCUGGGACGAUCUCUGCCUAAACCACGCGUUCGAAUACGUUCGCCCCUCUUCAUCGUCAUCUUCAUCGGCUUUGAAUUCGACCAGUCCGUCGACUUUCAAACCGGAGGCGGAUGAUGAUGAUAGGGGUGAUAAAACAGGUACCGAACGCGUGAUCGAAGCACUCCAAUCUCGGAUCUGGGAACGCAUGAUCCCCUCCCCGACUGAAUUCGAAAGAACGGAACAAGAGACCGCAAUCAAGUCGCACGAGUCGAGUUUAUUCAACGUACGACUACCCCCACCUUCCUUACCUAAAGCGAAGGAAUAUUCACCCGUUCGAGUCGAAUGGCCGGAGAGGUUCUUACCUAAUCUUGUCGCGAAAGAGGGGAGUAAGGAUCAGGGAGAGCGGGGAGGUUUUGACGAUGAUUUUGCCGAGUUUGUAUCCGGACCCUCUGGAGCAGAAGUGGAAAGGUGGGAUGAGAUUUCGAGCGCGUCAACGUCGUUGCCUCCGAGGUCCAGCAGCGGCAGCGACGCGGAAGAAGAUGCGGAUGAUUUCGCGAGCCUCGAACGACAAGAUCAAGAACUUGAAAGCUUGUUCGCUCAACUCAGCACAGCAAGGGAACAAGCGCUGGGGAUAAAGGACCUGGAUCAAAAGCGCGCGUUCGCGGAGAAGACGGUGUUGAGUUUGUUGGGUUGA